AUGGAAAAUUGGUCGGUUGAUCAAGUCUGCAACUGGUUGAGACAGAGAAAUUUAGGAGAACUAAUUCCUAAGUUUCGUGAAGAAGAAGUAAAUGGAGCAGCUCUUCUGGCUCUUAAUGAUCGUAUGGUGCAGCAGCUGGUAAAGAAGAUUGGGCACCAGGCAGUGCUGAUGGACCUGAUAAAUAAAUAUCAGCAACAAAAAAGUGGGCUAGAAUCCCUUACAUGCCGUUGUGAAACAGCUUCUCCAAAAUUUGCAGAAGUAAUCAGUGGAAAAAAUCUGAAAUCAUUUUUUGCAAGAUACAAGACGUUGCAGUGGACAAGUUCUUAUGCUUUGCCAGACUUCCCUUACGAUGUCAAGUGCAUAUUAGCAGAAAAAAAAUGCCCUGAUCACAGUAUGAGAAUAAGGAUUAUUGAAUUUUUGCAAGCAGACAUGACAAAAUACCUAGAAGGAUCACUGUAUCCAAACAGUCAGCAAUAUAACAUUGUUGUCAAUGCUCUACUGCAGGCAUACCCAUUCCUCGAUGAAGAUGGGAAUGGCUUUUUGCUAUGGAAACGGGCCCUUAAAGAUCGUUUCAAAUAUGUGCGGAGACCCAUUGAAGAUGAUGAGCAAGUCCUGAGGAACAAAUGCAAGUUUGGCCACAGGCGAGGACAGACCAGGAAAUCUUCAUUUGCUGAAAACAAACCUGAUGACGACCAGGUGCAGGUAGAG
This is a messenger RNA of Pelecanus crispus (Dalmatian pelican), 708 nucleotides long. Lineage: Eukaryota; Metazoa; Chordata; Aves; Pelecaniformes; Pelecanidae. The record is from RefSeq and is a predicted model, not a curated record.